Molecule: messenger RNA, 1621 nt
Organism: Acanthopagrus latus (yellowfin seabream)
Lineage: Eukaryota; Metazoa; Chordata; Actinopteri; Spariformes; Sparidae
Gene: ydjc
Product: YdjC chitooligosaccharide deacetylase homolog
Exons: 7
Coding region: 211-1143 (310 amino acids)
Biological process (GO): carbohydrate metabolic process
Molecular function (GO): deacetylase activity
Source: RefSeq, a predicted model, not a curated record
CCAAUAAGCGAAGAAGAAGAAGAAGAAGACGACGAGUUGGAGGAUUACUUGUAAGAGGAUUUUACUCACAUGGACGGACGCGUGUAAUAUAAUGGGGGAUUGUCAAUGAGAAGGAUUUUUCGACAUUUUUGCUGGACCACCAGGCAGGGUUCAUGUUGUGAGCCCCCAACUUUUACAGCACUUGGAAGGAGAAGAUAGAGAACAGCAAGAAUGCCACAGCCCAGAAUGAUGCUGGUGGUGACAGGAGAUGAUUUUGGCUACUGUCCCAGAAGGAACCAGGGGAUUGUGGAGUGCUUCCAGGCUGGAGGCAUUUCCAAUGUGUCACUCCUGGUUAAUGCAUCUGCUGCAAAAGAGGCAGCGGAUCUGGCAAAAAGGCACGACAUCCCCAUCGGCCUCCAUGCCAAUCUGUCGGAAGGUUUUCCAGUAUGCCAAAGCCUCCAGCAGGUUUCUACACUGAUAAACCCACGAGGUGUCUUCCAAGGAAAGAUGGGCUUCCGUCAGGCCCUGGAGAGGGGUCAGCUCAGCAUGAAACAGGUAGACCUGGAGUUGAGAGCCCAGGUGAGGCUUUUCAGGGAACUCACAGGUCAGCUGCCCCACCACAUGGACGGACAUCAGCAUGUUCAUGUACUGCCAGAGGUGCGUGAGGUGUUUGCACAAGUCAUGUCAGAUCUCAGGAUUCCGUAUACUCGUGUUCCAAAGGAAGCAGGUUUACACAGCUGCCCAUGGCUGCCAGCACACCUUCAAAGAUUCUACACACAGGUGGAGAAGGAUGCCACUGACUCUAUCCCUGUCUUCACACGCUAUGGAAUCAGGUGGCCUGAUGUGUACCUGGGACUUACCACCAUGGGCCAGAACAUGUCCGUCCCCAACCUGCAGAGAGCCCUCAGUCAUGCCUUGGCUUCAUGGCCGUCAGGCUCUACCUCCAGCAGUGCAUCAAGCUGUAAUCAGUCUGUGAUUACAGGAGAGCUCAUGGUCCACCCCGGGUACCCCAGUCAUUCCCAGGUGGGAGGCUGUGGAGAGGGCCCAGACGACUUCUCCCAGUCAGCUGACAGACAGCAUGAGCUGAGCAUGCUCAGAGACCCAUCCCUGCUAGCACUAUACAGCCAGAAGUGUGUGCAGCUCUGUGCUUUCAAAGACCUCUGACUGUCUACUGAAGUCUAAAAAAGGCAAACAUGUAUGUGUGUAUGCUGUACUGUAGGGAACCACAGUGAAAGCCAGCUUCUCAAUUUUUUUCUGUAAGUGAAACUACUGCCUCAUGGACGCCUAUGCCAACCAGUCAAGUUGCAGUUUACGUACAUCCAUGUCUGUGUACUCGUAACUGUAGUGAAGAAUUUCAAGAAAUGUAAUUCAAAGUAUUAAGUGUACUUUUUAGCAAAAUGGAAGUUAUCAGUAUAUUGACAGCUAUGGUCCCUGUGAAUGCUAAUCUGAUAGAACUGAGUGAAUUGCUUCAUCACACAGUGCAACGACAAUCACAAGAAGCUCAAUAUCAGCAAAAACGGUCCUUGUGAUAAGCGUAGUCAAUUGGUAAUAUGACCCUUCUAAGUCAUCGUAAGAUACUUAUAAACAUUACUAAGACUAUUUAAGUAUGAAUAUUAUUAUAAUAAACAUAUUUAUUAUUAAA